Messenger RNA from Notechis scutatus (mainland tiger snake), 1079 nucleotides. The record is from RefSeq and is a predicted model, not a curated record. NCBI's taxonomy places the organism in Eukaryota, Metazoa, Chordata, Lepidosauria, Squamata, Elapidae.
AUGGUAUUUCAAGGAUGGGACCCAGAGUAUGCGAACUCUGCUGGAUACGACUACAGGUGUAAUAAUGUGGAAGGCUUUUGUCCAAUGAACUGCCGUGAUGAUAAAUUGAAUUGCUACCUUAUUGAUAACAAUGGAUUCAUACUUGUUUCCAAAAUCUCCAAACAGCUUGGAAAAUUCUUGGGAGAAGUAGAUGGUUCUGUUACAACUCAGCUCGCAAACAUGGGAAUGCUCAGAAAAGUGAAGAUGUUUGAUUAUCAAGCCAUGUGUAAAGCGCCCCAUCACCAUUACAGUGGUGCCCGUCCUCUUCUCAGUCCAAUUUAUACAUUAUUGGCAGCAGCAAAAUGGAUGAUCACCGAUUUCUUCAUAUUCCUUUUGGAAUUUAACAUUUUUAGUUUCUGGCACAUGGAUAGCUUGGCUGAUGCCAAAUCUGUUUUUCAUCAUGCUCACAAACAUAAAAAACAUGAUGUGCUGCAACCCUGUGACACCGAAUAUCCUGUGUUUGUGUACGAGCCUGCUAUCAAAGAGGCCAAUGGACUAAUUGAGUGUGGAGCCUGUCAGAAGAUGUUUUUGGCGCAGCAAGUUAUGAACAGCAACCUUGUGCUCCUGGUAACUGAUGCCACCUGUGACUGCAGCAUCUUCCCAUCUUUUGCAUUGCAGGCUAAAGAAGUAAAAUAUAACAGUUCGGUGAAAUGUGACAGGAUGCGCUCUCAGAAACUAAGACGCCGACCAGACACUUGCCAUGCAUUCCAUCCAGAGGAAAAUGCCCAAGAUUGUGGAGGAGCUGCAGCGAUUUCAGCCUCCUCAACUUUGCUCCUGUUUCUGCUGGCAACAGAAGCUCUUCUUCUGCGGUGACAAAGUGCAUGGCAGUCCUUACAUUGCACCUGGGCUGCUAUUUUCACAUGGGCCUCAAACAGAACUUGACCUCAUCACUCCUAAAGGACUUCCUAGCUCUACCUUGUAUUUACAGGUGGGACAGAAGAAGGACAAUCACUAUGAUACAAAACUAACCACUGAUUCUUUCCCAUCUCUACAGUAGAGUUCUACAGUUCAUCUAAGGGUAGUGAUGGGGGAAUGAUGUU